AUGCUUCUUAUAUACACGAUCGGUAUGUUUGGUGGAGGACUAAUUGUCCACCUCUACUAUGUACAACAUGAAGAGGAUUUGUAUACAGCAGCACUGUCUGCAGCCAAGUCACCGAAAUUGACAGCAAACGAUAAUACAUAUAAACAGUUGAGUCUUUCGAACGAUUCAAUACACGAACAUGCAUUACAACAUUUAGCUGUUAUCAAUGCUGAAGGUCGCAACUUAUUGUGGAAUAAAACAGCUGGAGCCAUAAAAUACAUGGCAAAACAUUAUGCCAAUGAUUACGAUUACUUCAUGAAGGCGGAUGAUGAUUCAUAUGUGAUUGUAGAGAAUCUGCGCAAAAUUUUACAUAAACAAAAUCCCGAUAAACCAUUUAUCAUGGGCAGACGAUUCAAGCCAUUUGUUAAACAAGGAUAUAUGUCCGGUGGUGGAGGAUAUGUGCUAUCUCGAGCUGGUCUUUUGAAUAUCGCUAAUGGUUUGGAAAAUAAUGCCAUUUGUCAAAGUAAUAAACAUGCAUUCGCUGAAGACGUGAAACUUGGAUCUUGUGCUGAAGCUACAAAUGUUUCAGUAAUUGAUAGUCUAGAUGCAGAAGGACGUGAAUGCUUUCAUCCGUUCUCUCCAUCACAUAUGCUUACAAAAGACACAAACGGCUACCCAGAAUGGUACCUAAAGUACAAUUACCACAGAAUAGAUACAGGAUUCGAUUGUUGCAGUGAUUAUGCUGUCUCAUUUCAUUAUAUUAGACCUGAAGAGAUGUAUCUCUAUGAAUAUAUGCUGUAUCACCUACAUCCUUAUGGGAUACAUCGAGAUUAUAUGGAUUUAAUGAAUUAUUUACAACAGAAUAGAAUUUCCUGA
This is a messenger RNA of Schistosoma curassoni, 855 nucleotides long. NCBI's taxonomy places the organism in Eukaryota, Metazoa, Platyhelminthes, Trematoda, Strigeidida, Schistosomatidae. The record is from the annotation of a GenBank genome assembly.